AUGAAAUUCUGCACCGCUUACGUGAGAGAUGACAGUACGCUCCUCAUAGUUGAUGACGAUGAAGAUAUUUUGACCGCUGGCAAACUCCUGCUACAGCGUCACUACGCGCGCGUGGAUACUUGUGCGGAUCCAGAGCUUAUCCCUGAGCUUAUUGCGGCAACAGAUUAUGCAGCCAUCCUGCUCGAUAUGAACUUUGGGCCUGGCGAGUCCAGCGGCGCAGCAGGUCUUGCGUGGCUGCAGAAAAUUCUGCUACUUAAUCCUGAUGCGGUGGUGGUGUUAAUUACCGCGCACGGAGAUAUGGAUAUGGCGGUUGAAGCCAUGAAAAUUGGUGCUACCGACUUUAUCGCCAAGCCUUGGCAGAACGAGAAGCUUGUUGCCACUUUGUCCGCCAGCGUCAAAUUACACCGCUCGCGCCGAGAAGCGAGCGCUCUGAAAAAAACUAAUACAGCCCUGAUGGAAGUGGCCAGUAACACCCGGCAACCGAUGCUCGGCGAAUCCACCGCGAUGCAGGAGGUACAACAUCUGAUCGAGCGUACCGCGCCCACUCAGGCCAAUGUCCUUAUUCUUGGUGAAAAUGGUACGGGUAAAGAGCUCGCCGCUCGCGCAUUACACAACCAAUCAGCGAGACGUGAGCACGUGUUUGUGACCGUCGAUUUGGGCGCUAUUUCUGAAACCUUGUUUGAAUCUGAGCUGUUUGGACAUGUUAAAGGCUCUUUUACCGAUGCUAAAUCUGAUCGGAUCGGCCGCUUACAAGCGGCCCGUGGCGGCACCUUGUUUCUGGACGAAAUUGGUAAUUUGCCUUUGCACUUGCAGGCCAAGCUGCUGUCGGUAUUGGAGCAGAAGCAGGUAGUACCGGUGGGGGCUAGUAAACCGGUAGAUAUCGAUAUCAGGAUCAUUGCCGCAACGAACGUACCGCGUGAACAACUCACCGAUGAACAGCGCUUUCGUCAGGACCUCCUCUUUCGCCUGAAUACAGUUGAAAUUAUUAUGCCGCCCCUGCGAGAACGUCGUGAAGACAUAUCGGCAAUCGCUGUUUACUACGCGGACCUGUAUACCCGUAAAUAUGGCAGGCAAAGCAAGCGAUUUUCGUCCGCGGCACUGGCUGCGCUGACAGAGUAUGACUGGCCUGGCAAUGUGCGUGCUUUGCGACACGCUUUGGAGCGAGCGGUAAUUCUGUCUGAGGCUGAUGAGUUUGUGCCUGAAGAUUUCAGCUUACCCCAGAUAGAGCGCACCAGGGUGAAAAGUGAUCGGCUGGAAAACCUGUCGUCAGACGCCUCCGUAUUAAACAAUGACCUUAAUCUGGAAGCGCUCGAACGAAAAGCAGUUCAGGCUGCGCUUACCCGCUUUCUGCUCGUGACACCUGAUUACCCCGUAGUAAUGCUGUUAGUACUGGUUAGUGCUGUUGCGCUGUCUUUGGAGUUGUACAAAUUUAUUGCCAAAACAAAUCGUGAGAUUGCACGGUUUCUGGACGCGGCGCGCUAUGCUGACUUUGGUCAGCGUUUCGAAUUUGUUGGUCUAGGUGCGGGUUUUACAGAGCUUGGUGACACCUUUACUUUCAUUCUGGAUCGCUUUCGUGAAGACCGUAGCCAGAACGAGACCGAGGUGCGUCAAUUGAAGGCGAUGCUUGAACAUGUGCCGGUACCGUUGCUGUCCGUUGGCCGCGAUAACCAGUUGACCUUAUGGAACAAUGCGGCACGUCGUUUAUUCGGUCGAUUUAAUCUAACCCAGGUAGAAGACCUGAACCGCUUCGGCAAAGACAUUCCGGAACGCAUACUGCUUGCGGAGCCUGGGUCGCGGAUGUUGCUGACUCUGAACUUCGAUGGGCAUGACCAGACCUUCAGCAUCGGUACCAGCGAAAUUGCGAUGCCAACACAAACAUUGCAGCUCCUGAGUUUGCAGAAUAUCCAAAGUGAAUUGGAUGUGACCCAGCUACAAGCCUGGCAGGAUCUAGUGAGAGUAUUGACCCAUGAAAUAAUGAAUUCCAUCACCCCCGUGUCGUCGCUGGCCAGAACCGCUGUUGAUCUGGUAGAUGAUGUGAGUCAUAAGGUGGCCAAUGACGAAUUGAUUGCAGAGUUAACAGAUGUCAAAGAUGCUGUGAAUACGGUGGCGAGACGCGCAGAUGGACUGAUGAACUUUGUUUCAAGCUACCGCCGCCUGACCCGCCUGCCAGAGCCGAACAAAAGCAGAUUCCCCGUAGACGAUCUGUUGACCGAUGUGAGGCGUAUUGUGCUUGCGCAAGGCUCGGACCAGGAUGUUGAAAUUCUGAUCAGCGUUACACCCCAGAGUCUGGAAUUGUAUGCGGACCGACAGAUGAUCGAACAGGUGCUGAUCAAUCUGGCACAGAAUGCCCUGUAUGCAGUUGAGCACGUUGACCAACCCAAAGUUGAGCUGCGAGGCACUCUCAGUCAAAGCGGGCAAGUGACCAUCGAGGUUUUAGAUAAUGGCCAGGGUAUUGCUGCAGAUGUCGCGGUGAAGAUUUUUGUACCCUUUUUUACCACUCGAAAAAAUGGCAGUGGUGUAGGUCUUGCUUUGAGUCGGCAGAUCAUGAUCGCCAACGAAGGUACCAUUUCAUUCAACAAUCGAGAAAGCGGUGGCGCCAAAUUUUCCUUGGCAUUUUGA
Symbiodinium pilosum is the source of this 2619-nucleotide messenger RNA. Lineage: Eukaryota; Dinophyceae; Suessiales; Symbiodiniaceae. The record is from the annotation of a GenBank genome assembly.